AUAAUACUAUCAACGCAUGAGUGCCCAGAUGCGUGUAAUAGUACAGCAGCCGCGGACUCAAUCCACAGUGUGUGUGUGUCAUCACAUCACUGCAGACAUCCAGUCGAUGUGUGGAGGGAAUACCACUGAGAAUCCAUUGGCAGCUUUAUAAACAGGUUGUCAGUGCAUCAUCUGUGACUUCAGCAUGGAUACCGAAAUUAGACUAGGCGAGUCGGCCAGCCUUCUCACUGGAUACAAGGCUGAUAUCUACUCCGUGCCCUUCAACAAGUCUUCCAAACCCGCCCUCAACGACGGCCAAGUCAUCGUCAAGAACCCUGACUACGAUGCCGAGUGGUCCUGGCCGACGAUCUCUCUUCAUGAUGACGCAGAAAACCUGCUGAGUGCUGUCUUUCAGAUCAAGCUCAGACCUCUUGAAGAUGUUUCAGAAGAGAAUGGCGUGGCAGGUAUCUGGCCAGCAGGAGCUCUUAUCGUAGCUGGGUUGUCUGCCUCAUCUCGUUCUGAGGCUCUCAAAAAGCUGUCUGGUCAACUUGGAGUCGAUCUUGACAAGGACUGGUCCUAUGCUCUGGUCCGCCGUACACGUAAGAUAGGCACAGCGAUCCAUCCCUGCUAUGAGAGAGGUGUGUUUGGUCAUCCCGACCCUGACACCAUCUUGAAACCAGACACCCUGGCAGCUCUGAAAUCCUUGGAAAAGAUGCAGGCGAAUUCUACCAACGUGUCCAAGCGGGGUGCCGAAGGCUACUUGGAUUUCUAUGACACCUACGGCUCACACUUCGUAUCCAGCGUCGACACAGGUGACACCAUCUUCCAAGUCUUUGCCUUUGCCUCAACCAAUUACCAGAAUGUCGUCAGAGUUUACGAAAAAAGUCCAAAUGAUCUGAGUGGUCCCAAGUCUACCUCCUUUGCUUUGUUCACCACGCCUCGUUCUGGAAGUGGGUAUGGUCGCACCGCAGCCAUCGGCAACAUCUGCAUUACCAGCCAAGAUCCAGAGAUGGAGAAAUCCCUGAAAGAUGGACUUUGGAAAGAUAAUAAGUUUGCGGGCACAGACAGCAUCUUUGCUCCAUUUCUCCGCUCCGAUGCUGUCGAUGUCAACACAACCUUCAAGAAGGUCGUUGUGAUAUCCAUCGAGCUAGCAUCCCUUGACGUCUUUGCCGAGUACUACCGAAUGCUGAUCUGGCGGCGAGUCUUCAAAGCAGCCAUGUACGCCAAGUACCUCACCGGUGUGGGCGUGGCUCCUUAUUUCACCAACAACUGUCCCUACGACUUGGAUUCCGUGUUCCAGGACUCGGACUCUAUCGGCGGAGAUGGUCUGCUGUCAACACUCGCCACACCCUCAGUCAACAUCUGGCAGGAGAAGCUCAACUUGGGUGAUAUCGUUCUUCAGUUUCCGGAGUUGGUGAAAGUUUUCAGCGUGUUUGCAAAUGCGAUCCAGAUGCCAGUCACUUCCUCCCAUGAGAAAACGACCAUCGAUAUUCCUGGUUCCAAUACGGUGUCCCUUCUAGGGCACGUUAUCACAUCUGGACGGACAGGCCCUACUCCUCCAAAUCUACGCCUGAGUGACCCCGCUUUGAAAGAGAUUAAAAGCCGCCUCUUUUGUGGUGAGUUUUACGGCGGGUUACAAAUAAGUAGCUCUAGUGACAGUAAAGGUGUUGUGAUUAUGAAUGGCUUAAUGUUCCAAGAAGUCAAAGGUCAAGUCUCGGUUGUGUGUGAUGUGCGUGAGACUCCAAAUAUGGCAAUACUCACCGAGCGGUUGACUGAUAUUCAAUUUGCUCUAGUAGCGGCAGAAGCUCGCCUUAACUUCUUGCUCUCAAACGCCGCGUCUCAGGGUCAAAGCCUUGAGCUUUUGAAGCGGUUCUUGUUGUGGCUUGCUGGAGUAGCAGGUAGCAAUUACCAGUAUCAAGAUGACCAGUUGGCUACACUUCAGGCAAGAGCAAUGUAUCUUGCAUCUGUGGUGGCCGCUGACCAAGGGGCUGGCGUUCCCGUGCCGUACUUACGAUACGAAGCCUACAAAGACGUAGUCGAAAAUGUCCAGAAUGCUUUGAGAACAGCAUCCGAUCACCUGACGGACUACCAGAACCAGAUCAGGGUAAGAAAAGCUGAAGAGCGCCAGGUGCAGAGAGACACAGCUCUGAACGAAAACAUCGUCAACUCGGGCAAGCUUCUUCAAGAUUACAUCGGUGCUCAGGCGAGCUAUCAACAAAGCCUGGAAGACAUGUUCUCCAGCGUCUUUCAGGAAAAGAUGGAUGAGCUGGAGAAGGCCAAUAAACGAGCAGACCAACUGAGUGCCAGUCUAACCGAGCAGCGAGUAGUUGUCAACGACGCCAUUGAGGAAUACAAAGACGCUGUUGCUGAAUAUAUAGAGGAGCAGACCAUCAAGGCAGCCAUUGACAUCGCUUCGAGUCUCUUCUCUCUCGGCUUCGCAUUUGCUGCGCCUGCAUCCUCGAUCAAGGCUCUUGCUGAUCUCGGUUUGACGGUCCAGAGAAUUCAAAAGGCUGUUAAAGUCUUUGAUGCUGUUAUCAAGACGUACAGAGCCAUAAAGGCUGUACCUUCUAAUCCAAAAAAGGUGGUCGAUUCCCUGGCGGACCUGGGUCCUAGUGGUCUAGAUAUGCCGUCUUCGCUCGAGUGGGAUGAGAUGAAAGUCAACUUCAGUGCCACCCUGGCUUCUGGUCCAGCCAUAGGAGUUAAGAACACUCUCUCAGCAGCUUUUGGUGUACUGGUAUUAAGAGGCAAAGCACUUCUUCAAACGCAGGGAAAAAUUCAAGGGAUCGUUGCUGAUCUUUCGGCUGCUCAGCAACGAAUCAGUCUCCACGAAGACCAGAAGAAACGACUAGAUGAGCUGAAAAUCAACCUGAAUGCAAAGCCGGAGGAUCUGAAUGUCGAGAAGGUUGAUCUGAUUGGGCUGUCUGGUCAGUUGAUUUUCUUUGAGCGCCAGAUGCUGAUGACGUUGGCUUCCACUGUAGUUAUUCAGGACAGAGCUUUACAUUACGAGUACUUACGACCACCCACUCCUAUUGGGUCCUUCACGAUGCUGAACCUGCAGCUAGCCAUUCUGAAUCAAUCUCAGAGUAUCAAUCAGGGUCUGACAGUUCAGCCUCAACCAAAAAGCCAGAAGCAUCCGAUCAUCUAUGAAAUUCACGGCGUCAGACCAGAAAGCAUCACUAACAACCAGCGCUACACUUUCAACAUCAGCCUUAACAAACGUGAGUUUUCCUCGUACAACUACGUCCGCAUAGAGGGUAUCCACGUCGAGAUUGGUGGCAUAACUUCAACUAAAAGUGGCAAGUAUUACACGGAGCUAGUGUUCAAUGGAAAUCCGUUCUUUGACCGUGGCUUUGAUGGUCAACCCUUGGAGUUCCAGACGACCUCACGGAUCUUCACCGGUCUUCACGACGUAAGCACCAGCAGUCAUGUGGUAUAUGAUGACGGAAAUGUCGUUCAGAACCCAGAAGCUGUACUAGCAACAACUGGCCAAGAUCCAUUCGGUGCUAAAACUUCCAGCAUCACUCCGUUCUCAAGCUGGCAGGUUUCACUGCCCAAGACUCAGAGUAACGAAGGUAUCGAGUUUGACGAUUAUUCUCGAGGUGUGACCGUCCGUCUUAUCUUCCGCAUCUAUGCCCAGUUGAAGGAAUCUACCGUGACUCCCUCGGAGAUGAACUUUACAGCUCGGCGUCUUCUUACUCGUGAAGAUUACGUCAAACCCGCUUCUAAGAGUAAAACCAAGAAGCUCCGAAGUGUCAAGCUUGGCGGCAAAAGUGAAGGAGUGGUCACUAAGACAGUAGCACCGAUAGCUCUUACAGCCAAACCAUCCAUGGCACGUUCCUUGGCGUCCGAUGGCUCUGCAACAACAACAUCCGUGUCUCGUAAUGACGUCCUUCUUGCCAUGAAAGGAACAUCUGUCUGUGCUGGCUGGGAUGCAGUGUUCUCUAUGACAGCUGAACAGGUGAAUGACCAGUUAUACGGGCAGUAUACCAAUCGCUUAGACAAUCCAGUCUUUAUUAGGGAAACCGGCAAAUUUGAAAACGAAGUCCAGACAUCGGAGGGCAAGACACUGAAGACGGUGUUCAAUUUCACCUUCAAUGCUCCUCGGCUCCAGUUUCUCUUGAAUAACUCCAAUUCUGCUCAGGUUUUUAUGCCAAUCAUAUCUGGGACCUAUGAGUACUCUGUGUUAGUCAACGACACCUGGAUUGAACUGGAGAAGGCUGAGGUGAAGAAGUCUGAUGGGGCUUUCAUCCAAGGAGAUGUUCUUCUGUCGAUCGUUCCAGGAUCAGUCUCCACACAACACAACGUUGCUAUCAAGCUCAAGGGUGGAUCUUUCUCUGCCCGCAAUUUUGAAGCUGGCAACACCAAUCCAACUUUUGGAUUUGCUCUGACCAACUACUUCACCAGCCUUAAGGACGGCUACGAGGUGUACAACCUCGGCACUCUUGAUCUGAGAGGAAUUACGAUCCUGGAUUCUCUAAACCCCAAGGACUUCCUGUUCAAUGUUUACCAUACUCCUAGCAACCGGGAUCUUCUUCAGCUCUUCAUAGCCACUACUGGCAGACUACAGUCAGCAACAUCGCUGUAUAUCCAAGAGCCCAUUCCAUCAACGUAUGAUAGCUCCUUGAUCAUCAACUCUAAGAUCUUCUUCCAGGAUGUGGUGCCAACUUCUCUUGGCGAUGGUGGUAUUGGCCUCACCUUAGAAGGUAUCGAGCCAUCAGACGAUGCUAAUACUAACACUGCCUGGUCCGCUGAAGCAACAAGCGGUUCAGUGUCAGCGCCUUUUCCUGUUACCAAGGUUGGUUCCAACACCACAAGCAAUGAAUUUUCGACCACUAAGUCCGAAUACUACGUCAAAGUCGGCAACGACACGGCAGUUGUCGAUCUCACCGGAAUGCAGUUCCUCCCAGGAGACGAGACGUCAGGUUGGGAUGCCAAGAUGGUGUACUCCCCAGGCAGCAGGAAAUACUCCUUCAAAUAUGGGGACAGAUCAAAGAAUUGUGGUCUGUUUGGUUGUGGCAAAUGGAGCAAAAUCAGCUACAGUAACCAUUCUCUUGGUGUGACGAUUGAUAUGGGAACCACUUUACCACUAAGUGUUACAGGUGACGGUCAGAAUCAAUCCAUAGGAUUCGCUGCCACUGAGUCCAGUGUAAGCUUGACAGGUAACCUCAAACCACCCGGCGGAGCCUGUGAGUGCAAUGACAGAGACUUGCAGAAGAAGUUCCUCUCAAAUCUGCAGAAGUCUUUGCCUACAGAGCUGGUGGGUGUCUUCAACAAGUCAUUUGACACUGUGUCUCUCUUUGCCCUGAAGAAUCUGUUGUUCCCGGCAAAGAAUUUGAUCACAAUGGAGGAAGGAGCGGUGCCAGGUGACUUGAUUAUCUUCGGAAAUUUCACUCCGGUUUAGAGAGAGGUUGUUAAUUGGCAGCUGCUUACCAUGUUGAAACUAGUGUCUGUACUGUGCUCAGUGAGUUUACUUUACCCCACAGUCCAUACUUGCAAAACCAUUUAUCAAUCUUUUGCUAUCCAGACGCUUCCGUUUUAGGAUGUAAUCAUUUUAGGAAGGGACAAUCCUACAAAAACUACAAACAGUUUGCACUUUCUUGAUAUUUUCAUGCUUUUUAAGUACCUUGUUCGAUUUUUUUGAGGGGGGGGGGUUGAUAGGUAAAGCAGUUAGCAGGAUUUUAAAGGUCGCAUUUUGUAUGAUUAUGAUCUUAAAAUAGGUGGUGUUUACUUUUUGUGUGUACUUUAUCUGGAACAAGUUAAGGUUUGUUUUCUCUGUAGAAGUAUUUCUUGACAUUUCAUGGUGAUUAUGACAGAGCAUUUAAUGUGACACUGAAUAUCGUAAGGCAUAAAUAACACAUCACUAUAGUUGAAUUAUAAUUAUAUAUUUUUAUAU
Molecule: messenger RNA, 5872 nt
Organism: Patiria miniata (bat star)
Lineage: Eukaryota; Metazoa; Echinodermata; Asteroidea; Valvatida; Asterinidae
Exons: 3
Coding region: 185-5380 (1731 amino acids)
Source: RefSeq, a predicted model, not a curated record